CGGGUUAAACAUACUUUGUUUUAUAAAAAGUCUCAGAUAACUUAAUUUUUCUAUGUACACAGAGCUACCCAUACUUUAAAAGUUUUUGAGAAUUCAUAAUAUGUCGUAGCACGCAUACAAGUAUACUUACUACAGGUAUAGUAGAUUUUCAUGCACACGAGUAGCGUGCAUGCAGACCAAAUAGUGAACUCACUGAACUGAGACACGUGCUUUACAGUUUUCGUGACUCACUAGAGCAUUUGUAAGUGCCAAUGAAGCGGGUCAACACGUGUGUUUCAUGAUACGAAUUUUGGUUACUUAAAUUUAUUUUAAUUCAUCGUCAAAAUGUCUGAUUCGGGAGCAGAAGUAAUUCAACAGCAGCAUCAGCUACAAAACAAUCACGCUUCUCUUGAAGAAAUGAGGGCUGCCAGUGAAUCUGAAAGCGACGACGGUUGGGAAGAAAUGUGCGAUGACGUUCCGAAUAUUUUGUGUAUGUUUUGUACUUCCAUUUUCAAUAAUUUUAAGGAUGCUUUACAACACCUUGAAAGCCAGCACAGUUUUAAUUUAGCAAAGUUCAAAGACAGACAUGCUUUGGACUUUUAUUCCUACAUCAAGCUUAUCAAUUUUAUAAGAAAAAAAAAUAUUUCACCACAAGAAUUGAUUGCCUUGACUACCCAAACUUGGAAUUCAGAUGAUUACUUAGCACCUACCAAUCAAGAUGAUGCAUGGCUCAUGUUUGACAUAGAAGAUUUGGAAGGUGGAAACAAAUCCAAUGAUAAUUUAGAGGUAAUGCUUUCUAAUGAAGGUGUCACACUCUCAGAAAUUCAUUUCUCUGAACUUCAGAGAACAAUCCAGUCUUUGAAAGCUCAACUUGAACAAAGAGAUCUGGCAUGUUUAUUAGCUAAACAGCAAAUUGACGAAAUGUCAAAAAAAGUUCAAAAACUAGUUUUUGAUGAAGAAGAAGUUACAAACCACAAAAAUAGAUGCGUGAAAAGUGUUGAAACUAAAUCUGAUCAAGGAUAUUUUAAUACUUAUAGUCACUUUGCUAUUCAUCAUGAAAUGUUAACAGAUAAAGUAAGGACUGAAAGUUAUCGUGAUGCAUUAUUGAUGAAUUCCCACAUAUUUAAAAACUGCAUUAUGCUUGAUGUUGGCUGUGGCACUGGUAUUCUAUCUAUGUUUGCAGCAAAAUCUGGUUGCCAGAAAGUUAUUAGCGUUGAUCAAUCAGACAUAAUUUAUCAUGCUAUGGAUAUAGUCAGAGAAAAUAAUCUUACAAAAAUAGUGAAGUUAAAGAAAGGUCGCCUAGAAGAUAUAGAUUUAGAUGUUGAUAAAGUUGAUGCAAUUGUAUCGGAAUGGAUGGGUUAUUUUUUACUAUUCGAGGGUAUGCUCGAUUCAGUGAUUUAUGCGAGGGACCAUUAUCUUAAACCUGGGGGUAAACUUUUACCAAACAAAUGUACAAUCAGUCUUGUAGGUAGUGGUGAUACAAAGCGUUACAUUGAUCUAGUUGAUUACUGGUCUAAUGUGUAUGGUUUUAAAAUGAGCUGCAUGAAAGCUGAAGUUGUGAGAGAACCAAGCAUUGAAUUCUGCAAUGCACAAGAUUUAGUAACAAGUGUUGCAGAGAUACAGUCUUUUGAUCUUUACAAAGUUACUACUGAUUGCGUUAAUUUUUCAGCACCAUUCAGCCUUAAAGUUAAGCGAAGUGGCUCCUUAACAGCCAUUAUCGGAUAUUUCGAUGUGUUCUUUGAUGAUCUUGAUAACCCCGUGCAUUUUAGUACUGGCCCUCAUGCUACACCAACGCACUGGAAACAAACAGUCUUUUCCUUAAGUGAACCAAUCAGUAUAACUGAAGGUGAAAUUGUCAGUGGAACAUUGGUUUGCCAAAGGCAUGUAAAAGAUAUCCGAGGAUUAAUCGUGACAAUCCGUAUAAAGGACUUUAGUCAAGUUUACUAUUUAGAUUAAAUAAGCUAAAUUUGUUUCACUUUCAAAAAUUUUGAAUUUUGGCAAACACCACUGCUUAUUCAAUUUCAUACUUGUAAUACUUAUUUAUAAUCAAGUUACUAUUUAUAAAAAUCCAAGCAUUUUAUUAAAUCAGAAAUAGGAUCCGCAAAAGUAGCCAAGAGAAAUUGAUUCCUAUAAGUUGCCUACAUAUCUGUGUUCAAGUGUUCAAUGCUUUUUUACAACCAUAUACUAUGCAUGAAAGUGAUUAAAAAGCUAGCAUAAAAAUACACAUUUUCGGACUCGUUUUCUGAUAUACUUAGUAAAUUUCUUAAUAAAAAGCUUUUUAAUAAUUAAAAGAGUAAUACAACAAUGCUAAAGAGCUUUUUAGGACAAUUUUCAAUAAGAAAAAAGAUUUGAUAAUUUUUAGUUUCACACUGGCUUCAUAUCUUUUAGUAUGGAAAAAUUGUAAUUAUCCUAUUUUUGCUCAUUAUCUAUAACUUUAUUACAACGCUGUGUAAAUUUUUCGUACACAAAUAUGUGAACAUUGUUUUGCUACUAAAUAUACAAUUUUACUGAUUGGUAUUUUAUGCUUAAUAUUGUUAGAAAUUAGGGCGGAGUUGUUUAAAAAAUAGGAAUCAAAUUGUUUCAUAUAUAUAUAUAUAUAUAUAUAUAUAAUAUAACAUAAAGUUACUCAGAUUGAAGCUUUGCAAUAAAAAUAACUACACAAUUAUUGAAGGAGGCAUAGUGUUUAACAAAUUUAAAAUAAAACUAUAAAUAUUGAAAAUAGCUCCAAUCUUCCAAAUUCUGUGCCUUUAGAAUGCUUAGUAAGUAUUAGAAAGCCAACAAAUUGAUUGUGAAAAAUACAACAAAUAAAACGCGUGAUAUUUGCAGUAACACAACAUUAUAUAUAUAAGACUUUGAUAUUAUAAAUUCUUGAGAAUUGGUAAUUAAUUUACCUUAAAAAAGAACUAAUGAUAGUAAACCAAAUGGUUUUUUACCAUAACCAUAAUAAAAAUAUUCAAUAAAAAUAUUUAAAUGAAUGAAGCAUUUUUCCACUUCUUGUUGUUAGAGUACUUGAUAGAUAAAAAAUUUAUCAAUAUAGUUGAGAUAUAAUUGAGUAGAUUGUACCAAUGCAGUUAGUUGUAAUUUAAUCAACCAUCAUAAAGGGCUUUCAAUAUUGCAGAAUUUUUGAUAAAAUCAUUAGAGUAGUUUUUCGAUCGCUUCAUGAUAAAAUGUUACGAUGUACGGUUUAAUGUUGAAUCAGUGGUAUUUUAAAGAUUAACAAACUGUGAAAAAGUUGCUUACAUUCAAUUUACCAAUUAUAUUGUUCACACAUUCAAACGAUUUUGAUUGUAUAUUUCAGGUUUCAUAAUAUUUUUAUUCCUUGACUAUCAUUAAUAAUAAUAUAUACUCUGUGAUAUAGAUGAACAAGUGAGAAAUAAUAUGAAGUAUUCUUCGCAUUGACAGAUUUUGCUCAAUAACUGAAUAUAUAAAAAAUUCAACUACUAUUCCUGCGCCAAAGUGAAUUUAAUAUUAUACGAUAAUACCACGUUUUGCUCAAGAAGUGCGUAAAUUUGUGGUAAAAUGCCCAAUACGCUGAUAGGGCCUAAGUACACAUGGACUAAUACGCUUGGCUGAUACUUCCUUUGUACUGCACUUUUAAUCAAACCGAAUUACUUGACCGAUAUGUAAAAUUGUUACUUAUGCAAUUGCUAAGCUUACGAAUUU
Messenger RNA from Trichogramma pretiosum, 3642 nucleotides. It is a transcript of the gene Art3, whose product is annotated as protein arginine N-methyltransferase 1. Gene Ontology annotation, cellular component: nucleus. Gene Ontology annotation, molecular function: protein-arginine N-methyltransferase activity. Gene Ontology annotation, biological process: peptidyl-arginine methylation. The transcript has 8 exons. The record is from RefSeq and is a predicted model, not a curated record. The coding region runs from base 325 to 1935 and encodes 536 amino acids. NCBI's taxonomy places the organism in Eukaryota, Metazoa, Arthropoda, Insecta, Hymenoptera, Trichogrammatidae.